AUGAUUGCAACAGAAAGCACAAGUUACAGUACAAGAUCUCAGCAAUAUUCAAUGCCAGUUUUGAAAAUUAAAAGGACAGAAUCACUUCAAUUGCCUAGGACAGAAGAGUCGGGAGUAAGAUAUAAAUGCCGUUACUGUAAACGGAAUUUCGGACAACGGCGUUCUCAAAUUCGCCAUGAAAUUCAUCAUUGUCUCUGGAAUCCACAAAAGACUCAAAGCAGCGAAUUCAAAACACAUGUUUGCGAAAAUUGCGGUUCCAGUUACACCCACAGACGUAAUAACAUCUUAACCUACCAGAACAUGCAGCGUCUGCAACUAAAAAAGGUUUUAAGUCUUCAAUCACCAGAAAAUAGAAGACCACCCUUCGCAGAAAGACCGAUUCAAAUAAAUAAUCCGAGACUCUACAGAUGCGAUAUUUGUGGUGCAAGUUAUUCAAGUCCAGGAAAUCUCACAUAUCACAAAAGACAUGAUUGUGGAAGGCGUCAUCAGUGUCCCAAAUGUGGUCAAGUUUUUUCACACAAAUGUAGCAUGGCAAGACAUUUACGGAAACGUUAUCUGCAAAUCCAGAGUGAGUCAAAGGAAUCAACAGGAAGACCAGAUAGUGGGCCAUAUUCUUCUACAACUUCUGAUAAUUCUACUCUAGAUAGGAAUACUUUAAUUGAAUACGAAAUUGAUGAAACUUUGGAAAUCAAGGAAGAGAUCAUCCAAGAUCCAGAGACUGCAGGCCAAAAACGGAAAGAAAGAUUCGAUUCCAAAGUAUGCGCCGUAGAUACAAUAGAAGAAGCUGCUUCUCAUAAAAAAAUCCGCUGCCGAAGCAAGCUACAAUUUCCAUGUAAAUUUUGUAACAAAGGUUAUACACGGAAAUGUGAUUUUAUUCGCCAUAUGAAUUGUGCACAUAAGCGUUCACAACUACCUUCUUGCGAUUGUUGCACCGUAGAUACAGUAAAAGGAGCUGCUUGUCCUAAAAAAUUCGACUGUGGAGCAACGUCUCAAUUUCUAUGCAAAUUGUGCGAAAAACGGAAAAGAAAAUUCUUUUAAGAAACUGUGAGGAAACGAGCGGAUUUUAUAUGUAAAGAUUAAAUUAUGGCAGAUAGCAACUAUAAAAUAUAUAUAUUUAUGACAAUAUUUCGUCUAAAUACUUCAAUCUUCUAUGAUGGAAGUUCCGAUCGCUGUGAAGUUGUACCCCCAAUAUUAAAAAUUAAAUAUUUUUUAGAUUUCUAAGUACCUUUUUAAUAGUGCUGGAGUUCCUUAUAUGUUUUAGCAAUAGUUCUGAAAGCCGAAGCAUUGGAAACUCAUUUUUCGAAAAUGGGGACUAAAAUAGUUCCGGCUAAUAUCACCAAAAAUACGUUUUUCAAGAAAGCAGCUAGCCCCUCACUUUUUAAAAAUUUAACCUUUUCUUGCAUGAUUCUCUGGUUCCAUAAGACUUCGGGAGUUCUCUGAUAACAAAAUUCAAAAUAAAUAAAAAACGUAUCAAAAAGCAACAAUUUCAAAAAUGCAAAAUGUUGAAAAUUUUCUCGUUUAAAAAAUCCAAAAGUUCUGUUUAGAGUUCUGGACCCAUCAACAGGAGGUCUACAAAAAAGUUUCAAAGAACUUUUCAAUUAAUUCAACAUUCAAAGAACUACGGCACUUUUAAGAAAAUUAAAAUUUUGGAAUUCCAAAAUGCUGAGACUUCUAAGAGUUCUGAUCGGAGUUAUGGAAUUAUUAAUGACAGCCCUAGAAAAAAAGUGUUAUAACACUUUUCGAUCAAAUCAAAAUUCGAAGUACUACGGGACAUUUAAGAAAAGCCAAAAUUUCUAAAUUUGAGAAUUUUGGGUUUUCUCAAAAGUGUCGUAAUUCUUCGAAUUUUGACUUGAUCGAAAAGGUUGAAUAACACUUAUUUGUAGAGCUGCCAUUAAGAAGUUCAGAACUUUUAUCAGAACUCUUAGAACUCUCAACAUUUGGGAAUUCCAAAAUUUUGUAUCAGAAAACGAAAUUUACAUUUUUUUUAAAUUUUGACUUAAUUGAAA
This is a messenger RNA of Belonocnema kinseyi, 2006 nucleotides long. Its product is annotated as zinc finger protein 184-like. Gene Ontology annotation, cellular component: nucleus. Lineage: Eukaryota; Metazoa; Arthropoda; Insecta; Hymenoptera; Cynipidae. Gene Ontology annotation, molecular function: DNA-binding transcription factor activity, RNA polymerase II-specific; RNA polymerase II transcription regulatory region sequence-specific DNA binding. The transcript is spliced from 7 exons. Gene Ontology annotation, biological process: regulation of transcription by RNA polymerase II. Bases 1 to 1038 code for a protein of 345 amino acids. The record is from RefSeq and is a predicted model, not a curated record.